Molecule: messenger RNA, 983 nt
Organism: Acaulospora morrowiae
Lineage: Eukaryota; Fungi; Glomeromycota; Glomeromycetes; Diversisporales; Acaulosporaceae
Source: the annotation of a GenBank genome assembly
AUGUCUAACCUCGAUCUUCUUAACGCUGCGCUCUCAGCUAUAAUAACGGGUGGUAAAUUUGUUUCAGAAAAAGAACUUAGCAAUACUCCCAUGGGCAUCCAUCGUCAAAAAGUCGACAUGCAUUCUUUUCAUCAAAUUAAUGUCGUUGGAGACUUUUUUUAUGAUAGUUUUACCCAAGGACAUGAUAUUUUUGACAAUCUCCAAAGGCCAAAAAAUGGUAUUUUGUUGCGUGUAAUGACAAUUACCGGUAAAUGUAUUGUAAUAGAAGUUGGAACUCAUGCUAUCAUUGAUGAAAUAAAGCAUAAAAUUCGCUAUAUAGUAGGUAUUCCACCAGACCAACAACGCUUAAUUUGUAACGGCAAACAAUUAGAAGACGGCAGAACUGUAUCAGACUAUAAAAUUGAUCAUGGAACUACUAUACACCUUGUUUUGCGUCUUCAUGGAGGAAGUGUUAUUGUACAUUACCUAGACCGCGAGUCCUUGGAUCCACGUUAUGAUCGCGAUUUUAGAAAUAUUGGUGAUAAUGGGAAACAACACUUUCGUGGAGGGAUUGAAUAUCGAAAACCAUGUGGAUGGAGACGCUUUGCCUUAAAGGUUGUCGGAAAGUAUGAUGAUGGGGAUGAUAGAUGGCUCGGAACAGAUCAUAAUUCUUGGCCAGUAUCGUAUCAUGGUACUGCAAAGCAUAAUGUGAGAUCAAUUGCAGAGGAUGGUUAUCUGUUAAGUAAGGGAAAGCGUUUUGCUUUCGGUCGUGGUAUUUAUUCAACACCUGAUUUGAAUGUAGCUGAAAUGUAUGCGCCAGAAUUUGAAUGUAACGGAAAGAUAUAUACUGCGGUGUUCCAAAACAGAGUGAACCCAUCGGAUUUAGUAAAAAUUGAGAGUCAGAAAACUGGUCGUGGUGAAUAUUGGAUUUCCCCACAAGAUAGAGACGUCCGGCCAUAUGGAUUAUGCAUUAAAAAAAAAUAUAAUAUCGAUAACAAAAAAUG